UUUCAGUUCUAUUUUUUAUGGUUUAUUUUUUUUUGUCGAUGGUAUUUUCUCUGAAACGUGAAAUUUAACUUGAUAUAUAUCUUUAGAUAAUUUUAGAGCAAAGCAACUGUGAUUAAUUUUAUUUUCUUAGUUAAAACUUGUUAAUUAUUUUUUUCACUAGUUAUACACGAUGGCUAAAUGGGGAGAAGGAGAUCCUCGUUGGAUUGUAGAAGAGAGACCUGAUGCUACAAAUGUGAAUAAUUGGCAUUGGACUGAAAAGAAUGCCUGUCAAUGGUCAAAGGAAAAACUAAAUUCAUUACUUAUUGGAUUGGUAAUAGAAAAUGAUGUUGUCAAUUGUGAAAUACAUAAGAUUGAUACAUGUGAAGGAGAAGCUGUUGCGAAUAAUAGAAAAGGCAAAUUGAUAUUCUUUUACGAAUGGGAUUUAACAUUAUCAUGGAAAGGAUUUUUAAGUGGUGCUGAUAAACAAAUUGAAGGCACAAUUAAUAUACCUAAUUUAAGUGAAGAAAAUAGUAUAUCUGAAGUUGAGAUAAACAUCUCAUUAAAAGAAUCAUCAAAUGAAGGAAAUAUAGUGAAAGACUUUCUUUAUAAUCAAGGAAAGAGUAAAAUCAGAGAACAAUUAGAAAUAUAUGUUAAAGAUUUGAAAGAAGAAUUUGCAAAGGGUAUGAUUUUGCCCAAAAAAGAUGGAAAUGAUAAUUCUUCAAACACAAAAUUACCUAAUGAUUCUUUAAAGAAAAUUCACAAUUCUGAAAAUGGGGCUAAAAAUGAUAGAUCCAAGGCCAAAAUUGACACAACCACAGUUGUUAUGGAUGUAAUAUUCCAGUGUUCAGGAGAUGAUAUUUACAAUGUUCUUACAACACCUGAACUUGUGUCUGCGUUUACCAAUCAAGCUGUUAAGUUCCAAACAGUCAAAGGAGCAAAAUUUCAAUUAUUCGAUGGGAAUAUAGUUGGAGAGUUUCUAGAAUUAUGUCCAGGUAAAAAAAUUGUUCAAAACUGGAAAACUAAACAAUGGCCAGAUUGGUUAUAUUCAACUGUAACUGUAACUAUUAAUCAACAAGAAGAUCAUACUAAAGUCAAUGUUACUCUUGUAGGCGUUCCUAAAAGUGAUGAAGAAAUUACACGUCAGAAUUGGGAGCGAUAUUAUUUCACACCAAUUAAAAGAACUUUCGGAUAUGGCAUGCUACUAUGAGUUUGAUCAAUUUGUCAAAUGAUUAAGUUUCAUUGUGUUCUUUUUGUUCUUAAAAAAAAAGCAGUUACAUGAUAAAAAUAUGUAUUACAUAGUCCAAAUAUGACAUUAAAAAUGUCAAUAUUUUUUAUUAAUGUAAUUUCUUAUGCUUUUUCAUCAUUCUCAACUACUUUCCUCCUUUACCAAGUUUGAUGUAUAAUGUUUAUCAUUAAGGUAUUUCUACAUAUAAAUUUUUUUUUUUUGUUCA
Messenger RNA from Daktulosphaira vitifoliae (grape phylloxera), 1430 nucleotides. RefSeq names its product activator of 90 kDa heat shock protein ATPase homolog 1-like. NCBI's taxonomy places the organism in Eukaryota, Metazoa, Arthropoda, Insecta, Hemiptera, Phylloxeridae. Bases 170 to 1186 code for a protein of 338 amino acids. Gene Ontology annotation, biological process: protein folding; positive regulation of ATP-dependent activity. The transcript is spliced from 9 exons. Gene Ontology annotation, molecular function: ATPase activator activity; protein-folding chaperone binding. The record is from RefSeq and is a predicted model, not a curated record. Gene Ontology annotation, cellular component: cytosol.